UCUUAGCGUAUCAUUACAGAAAGCAUAUGCUACCUUGAGAAUGGUUUUCCAGCAUAGAUCGGUGCUGUGUCGGAGAACAAAGUCAAUGUUGUGUGAUACUUUGGUACUUUCCCAUGUGAACUACUGCGAUGUGGUAUAUGACCCUCGUUUAAGUUUUGUGGAUGCGAAGCGGAUCCAAAAGCUUCAAAAUUGUUGCUUGAGGUUAAUAUUCGGGAUAAGAAGGCGUCAACCAAUUUCUCAUACCCUGAGAUUAAAUGAAUGGAUUAAUAUGAAAAACCGAAGCGUGUUAACUUAUGGCGUUAUUCUAUGGGGAGCUGCACCAGAUGCUUCAGUAGUAUUCCUGCAACAGAAGAAGGCGAUAAGAGCAAUUGCUGGAGUAUCACAGAGAACAAGCUGCAGGGAGUUGUUCUCUCAGUAUGGAAUAAUGACCUUACCAGCAAUAUACAUACUUACCUGUCUAUGUUCCUUGUACAAGAGUGACAAAACCGAGUCAUUUCAUCAUGAUUAUUCCACUAGAAACCGACAUAAAUGGAUACUCACACAACACCGUAUAAAGAGAACCCAAGAUAGCUUCAACUUUUUGGGUAUCAAGUUGCUGAACAAACUUCCUCAAGGCUGGUUGGAACUGAGCAAAGUUUCCUUCAGACAUCAAAUGAAAAGGUUCUUGACAAAAAAUGUAUUCUAUUCAAUAAAAGAAUUUUUAGAUUAUAAAUUUUAGAUUUUGAAUUUUAUAAUGUAGUUCACUUAUUAUCUGUAAGCCAGUUGCCAUUGUGGUUUUUUAUUAUGUUUUUUUAUUGUGGUUUUUUAUUGAAGUUUUUAUUGUGACUUAUUAUUGAAGUUUUUUAAUGUGACUUAUUAUUAUUAUGUAUUGGAUAUUUAUUGUAUCAA
Molecule: messenger RNA, 888 nt
Organism: Harmonia axyridis
Lineage: Eukaryota; Metazoa; Arthropoda; Insecta; Coleoptera; Coccinellidae
Exons: 2
Coding region: 41-718 (225 amino acids)
Source: RefSeq, a predicted model, not a curated record